Messenger RNA from Acanthisitta chloris (rifleman), 1632 nucleotides. RefSeq names its product cingulin (gene CGN). The transcript has 11 exons. The record is from RefSeq and is a predicted model, not a curated record. Gene Ontology annotation, cellular component: myosin complex. The annotation marks the transcript as partial. NCBI's taxonomy places the organism in Eukaryota, Metazoa, Chordata, Aves, Passeriformes, Acanthisittidae.
AGGGAGCGGGAGCUGGCAGCCCUCAGGGGAGCCAUGAGGCAUGAGGCAUCCAGCCACGAUGAGGAGCUGGAGAAGAUCCGUAGGGACCUGCAGCAGCUCCAGGAGGAGAGGGAUGAGGCCACCAAGGCAAAGGCAUCCCUGGAGAGUGCACGAGAAGCGUCGGAGCAGGCCAGGAAGGUGGUGGAAUCCAGCCUGAGGGAAGUGCAGGAGCAGAACGAUGACCUGAGAAGGAAAUUCCUGGGGAUGGAGUCGCAGCUGAAGGAAUAUGAACGCUUAGGCGAGAACUGGGAGGGCUCUCAGGCACGGCUCAAGGAGAAGGUCACCAGACUGGAGGCAGAGCGCAGGCACAUGGAGGAGUCUCUGGGAGAUGCCACAGAGAGGGAGCAGGAGCUGUUGCUGGCCAAGAGGUCUCUGGAGACACGACUGGAGGAGGCCGAGCGGAGUUUGGCCAGGCUGGGGCAGGAGCACCAGGCCCUGAGCGCGUCCUACCAGGAUGAGCAGCGGCAGAAGGAGCAGCUCAAGCGCGCCAAGAGUGAGCUGGAGGAGCAGAAACGCCUCCUGGACCGCACCACCGAGAAGCUGAACAAAGAGCUGGAGCAGAUGACAGCAGAGUCACAGAGCUCCCUGACCGUGCUGAAGUCACAGCUGGAAGAAUUCAAGGAAAAAUCCCGGAAGGAGAUAACAGAUUCCCAAAAACAAGCCAAGGAUCGAGGUGCUGAGAUGGAGAAGAUGCAGUUCAGCAUGGGGAGGCUGCAGGACGAGGUCUCCAGGCUGAAGCAGGCGCUGCAGGACAGCCAGUCGGAGCGGGACAGCAUCCUCUUGGAUAAGGAGGUGCUGGUCCAGCGGCUCCACAACCUGGAGCAGGAGCUGGAGACCAAGAAGCGCUCCCAGGACGAUCGCUCGCGGCACGUCAAGGCGCUGGAGGAAAAAUCCAAGCACUUGGAAGUGGAGCUGGAGGAGGAGAGGAGCACAGUGGAGCUGCUGACAGAGAGAGUCAGUCGGAGCAGAGACCAGAUCGACCAGCUGCGGGCAGAGCUGCUCCAGGAACGCUCCAGCCGGCAGGACCUGGAAUGUGACAAGGUGUCACUGGAGCGGCAGAACAAGGAGUUGAAGAACCGCCUAGCCAGCUCCGAGGGGCAGCACAGACCCAAUAGCAACGUCUCCCAGCUGGAAGCACGCGUGGAGGAGCUGCAGGACCAGCUGCAGGCAGAGGAGAGGGAAAAGAAUGUCCUGCUGUCCUCCAACCGCAAGCUGGAGCGGAAGGUGAAGGAGUUGACCAUCCAGAUCGAUGACGAGCGGCAGCACGUCAGCAACCAGAAGGACCAGCUGAGCCUGAAGGUGAAGGCCCUGAAGCGUCAGGUGGAUGAGGCAGAGGAGGAGAUUGAGCGGCUGGAAGGGGCACGGAAGAAGGCACAGAGGGAGCUGGAGGAGCAGCAUGAGCUCAAUGAGCAGCUGCAGAACCGUGUCAAGGCGCUGGAGAAGGAGGCUUGGCGCAAAGCCGCGCGUUCGGCCGCCGACUCCUCGCUGCAAGACGACCAGCUGAGCUCAGAUGAGGACUUUGACAGUGCCUACGGCCCAUCCUCCAUCGCCUCACUGCUCAAUGAGCCCAAUCUCCAGACCAGCUCCUGCUGA